Molecule: messenger RNA, 2175 nt
Organism: Pristis pectinata (smalltooth sawfish)
Lineage: Eukaryota; Metazoa; Chordata; Chondrichthyes; Rhinopristiformes; Pristidae
Gene: xpnpep2
Product: X-prolyl aminopeptidase (aminopeptidase P) 2, membrane-bound
Exons: 22
Coding region: 1-2175 (724 amino acids)
Molecular function (GO): metalloaminopeptidase activity
Source: RefSeq, a predicted model, not a curated record
AUGGUGCUCAGCAACUCUAACCAUGAGGUGGAAUGUACACCUGUACCAGGAAUGUGCCAGCGAUGGAAUGUACACCGCUACCAGGAUGAUGACGGAGAGCUCCCUCAGCAGAUGAUGCGGAUUCGUGUUACAGGUAAUCACGAUCCAGACCGUUUUCUAGGAACAGAACCCCCUCGUUUACUCUUGCUGGCAAGCAGUCAUCCUCUUCAUUCAGAUAAAAGAAAUGCAGGUCUGGUGAGAAACUGCACUGUGAGCCCUCCAUACCUACCUCCCACAGUGGUCAAUACUACAAGUCGUUUAAAUGAUCUCCGGAAUUUGAUGGAUGCACAAAACAUCAGUGUGUAUGUAAUUCCUGCCACUGACCCUCAUUUGAAUGAAUAUAUUGCCCCUCGAUAUGAAAGAAGAGCCUGGAUGACAGGAUUCACUGGAAGUGCAGGUACUGCAGUAGUCAGUAAGACAAAUGCUGCACUCUGGACAGAUGGACGUUAUUGGAUUCAAGCUGAACGUCAGAUGGACUGCAACUGGGAGCUCAACAGAGGGGAAACAUUGAUCGUAAAUUGGAUUCUGCAAGAAACAAGAGAAGGAGAUAUAGUCGCUGCUGAUCCCUUUUUGUUUUCAGUUGUGCAGUGGGAGAGUUACAACAAGGCUUUGGUUCAAGGCAAACGUCAAUUUGUUUCCAAAGAAUCCAACUUGGUGGAUAUCGUCUGGGGUGAGGAGCGUCCACCAAAACCGACAGAGGAUAUUUUCAAAGUACCUGUUAAGUUCGUGGGAAGAACGUGGCAAGAAAAGGUGAAAGAAAUCCGUGCACAAAUGAAAAAUAACCCUUAUAAGCCAACAGCACUGUUACUCUCGGCACUGGACGAAACUGCAUGGCUGUUCAACCUGCGAGGGAAUGAGAUUCCAUACAACCCUUUUUUCCAAACUUACACAUUGUUGACUGCAGAUUGGAUCAGACUGUUUGUGAAUGAAUCACGACUGCCUCCAAAUAUCAAAGAAGACUUGAAUACGCGUUGUACCACAGCUGAAUGUGUUCAAUUGAAGCCCUAUGAGGAUAUUCAACAAAAUGUGGAAGAAUAUGCUAAAGGGGAUGUUACCAUCUGGAUCGGUCAAGGAUACACAACCUACGGUGUUUAUAAGGUCAUUCCCGAGUCAAAAUUACUCAUUGACAGGUACUCUCCAGUUCAAAUUACCAAGGCUACUAAGGAUGCCGUAGAGCAGAAAGGAAUGAAAGCAGCCCAUGUGCGUGAUGCAGUCGCUCUCAUAUGUUACCUCGUAUGGCUGGAAAAAAAUGUUCCAAAAGGAACAGAGACUGAACUGUCAGGUGCACUUUAUUUAAACGAGUUACGCAGUAAACAGAAUUAUUCAAAAGGACCCAGCUUCGAGACCAUCUCAGCCAGUGGGUUGAAUGCAGCUCUUGCACACUACAGCCCCAAUGAAGAAACCAAAAGGAAGCUGACACCUGAUGAAAUGUAUUUGGUUGACUCUGGAGGCCAGUACCUAGAUGGUACAACUGAUAUUACCCGUACAGUUCACUGGGGAACGCCAACUGAUUUUCAAAAGGAAGCUUACACUCGGGUACUGAUGGGACAGAUUGACCUGGCUCGAUCUAUCUUCCCUGCAACAACAACUGGGGAUUCACUUGAUGUAUGGGCUCGACAUGCAUUGUGGGAAGUAGGACUGAACUACAAGCAUGGAACUGGACACGGAAUCGGCAUCUUCCUCUGUGUUCAUGAAUGGCCAGUUGGCAUUGGGAGCGGUCAAACAUGGACACUUGAGGAGGGAAUGUUUACAUCUAUUGAGCCUGGUUAUUAUCAAGAUAAUGAAUUUGGAAUUCGGAUUGAAGAUAUUGUCAUGGUAGUAAAGGCAGACACUAAGUAUAUGUUUGGAGGAAACCCCUACCUGACCUUUGAGCAUGUGUCACUUGUUCCUUAUGAAAGAAAACUGAUUGACCUUUCUAUCAUGAAUGAGCAGCAGAUUGAGUGGCUUAACAAUUACUAUGACAAGAUCUGGAAGAUAGUGUCUCCUGAACUAAAAGCACAAAACUUAAUAGAAGAGUAUAAUUGGCUUCAGAAACACACACAACCAUUUUCACACAGUGCUAUUGUGACAUCAUCAUUGCCUCUUCUGGUUGGAGUCCUGAUGGGAAACCAAAUGUUGCAGGGAAAUCUUCAAUAA